Messenger RNA from Chelonia mydas (Green sea turtle), 4203 nucleotides. It is a transcript of the gene IFITM10, whose product is annotated as interferon induced transmembrane protein 10. Bases 2339 to 3283 code for a protein of 314 amino acids. NCBI's taxonomy places the organism in Eukaryota, Metazoa, Chordata, Testudines, Cheloniidae. The record is from RefSeq and is a predicted model, not a curated record. The transcript has 5 exons. Gene Ontology annotation, cellular component: plasma membrane.
CCGUUGGGGAUUAGUACAGGCACCAGAGCCUGCUUGCAUGGAUCUAGCUGCAGAAUCUGGGCCUAAACUCAUUUCAGAGUCUACAUGGCGAGAAAUGGAAAAAAUUAAACACACAGUAAACGAAAUGGGGAAUUAGAUUUAUUUUAUUUUUAUGGGGGUUGGUUGAUUGGUUCUUGUUUUGGUUGGGUGGUUGGUUUUAAUUAUUUCUGGUGUAAUUAGUGACAAAGGGAAUGAUUGACUUUUGAAAUGGGAUUGUCAAGCUGGUGGAGCCCUUUGCUACAAAAGAGAUUGUAAACGCUUUGAGGUAGGGACUGUCUGUUUGUACGGCGCUGAGCCCAAUGCGGUCGUGGUCCUGGUCCUGGGAUUCCAACGUAGUCCCACAAUACAAAUAAAUAACAAUAACUGAUAAAAAGGAUGAGCCAGUGAAAAACAACCUAGCCAAGCAGCACAGCUCCUCCUUUUCCCUUUUUUCUGCCCGGCUCAUCUUUACCCCUAGAUGCCAGAGUGUAUAUGAGCUAACAGGCUCCAUUUGGUGGCCACUGGGUUUUUGCAGCUGUCCUCUGAUCAGGCUGUUUAUUCCAGGCAGCUAGGCCUGAAAACACAGGUUUUCCCCACAGCAAUUUGCUCAUCGUGCCACUAGGAGAUGCUGUUUUCACUGCGGUAGCCUCCAAAGGCUGGCAGUAAUUACUGGUUGUACUGCUCUGAGUGCUUUCUCCAUCCUCAGCAGCUAGUGGGAUUUCAGCUUCCUUCAGGGAAGUGGGAAAGGGCAGAGAAGGAAGGGGAAGAGAAACUCAAGACAGGAAAGGACGAGGGGGGCCACAGCUGGCUGAGGGAGAAAGGAAGGGGAGUCACAACAAUGGCCUGAUUUUCAAAGGUGCUCAGCUCCCACUGCGAUCCCAUUUUCAGCCCCUCUGAAAAUCAGGCCAUUAAAGUGACAGGAUGGGGAGAGCAGAGGGGAGGGCUCACAAAGCUAUAGGAGAGGAGAACAGGCCUGGCCUCGGAUCACCUUGGAAGGGGCCAGAGGGCCGCUGCCUGUCUCACGCCUGCACGCCAGCCUGCCUUCCGGAGACAAGAGGUUCCUUUGGGAGGGGAAGAGAAGUGGAAUGCAGCUUAAAAGCUAGAGGACAGGAGAGAGAAAGCAUGGGGGAGGAGGCCUCACCCUUCCAAACGUCAAACAAUAUUAUUGUUCAGCUUGCUUAGCAUUCAAUAGGGAGAAUUUCAAAGAGUGGGGCUAGGAAAGGGGCGCCAUAGGAUUGCUGCUGUUUCCUCCCCUGAAAAGUUGAGCAGUUCAGUCCUACAUAACUCUCUUGGGCAGAGUUAUGAAGGACUGAACUGGUCAAGUUUUCAGGGGAGGAAACACAGCAAUGGCUUCAGUGGGCUUUGGCUCAGGCCUUGUAUACAGGACACACAGCAUCGUUGAAAAGCUGCCACCUCUGGCAUGGGAUGGUGGCAGCCAGCUGGUGCUAGUGUACUAUACAGCAGUGACUAGGAUUUUUUUGGCCAGGAAUCUAGAGCCAAUGAGCAGACGUAUGUGGUGCUGUGGUACCUAGGCAGAGCAGACAGGACCUUGGUUUUUAAAGUCUCAUCUGAAAGAGCCACAUGUAUGUAGUAAACUCCAUUGGACCCCAUUCUUAGGUGCACACUGGCAGCAUAAAGGGACCUUACAGGGGAUGGAAAGAGCUCUCUGAGAAUACCCACUGUGCCGUGGGGGGGGGCCUGGCAUCAGAGUUUUGCUGCUGUCCCACUCCCAGCUCUUAGUGUGGAGGGCAGGGAAGGGGAAUGGCCAAGGUGCACUACCCUCUCCGGCUAUUCUCUGCUUCUCAAACACCACAGAAGGCCCUGGGAAGCAGCGGUGUAAGUCAAGCAACCCUGAGGCUGCUCUGACUUACGCUGGUGGCCAGGUAGGCCCCAGAAUAACCCUAGAGGACCGAGUGUGUGAAUACAGCAUAAAGCCGCCCAUGCCCCUUCUCCUGCAGCCCUGCCUUAAGCACAGGGACAGGGUAACUGAGAAUCAGGCCUAUGGAGUCUAUAGGAGGCAUGAGUUGAUGCUGCUGGCAAUUGAACCUGUGGUUCCGGAGAGCCUAUAGAGUUUUAUGCGUCUUCUGGCACAAUGGCACAUUAGGGACUCUUGUAAAAUGUAAACGUUCAGUUCCAUAGCAAUAAGCAAUAGAUUGUUAAAGGAAACCUAACUCUCUGAGGGAAACACGCAGGCCUUUAUAUUAGUGAAAGGAGGAAAUGAGAGCUGCAGCAGUGACAGAAGAGGAGAUUGCAGCUCAGGGGCUCCCAUGACUCAAACUCUGCUCCCAUAGUUUGUGAUGGCAUCCACACCUGCUUCAGAAUGGAAAUACGGCCUGAUAUUCCAUGGCUGCUGUUCGCUGCUUUCUCCUUGUGUGGCUUUCCACAUAAAUCUCAGAGCAUAGGUCAGCUGUCAACUUUACACAAAAGAAAACCAGGGAGGUGGAUAGCAAAGGAAUGGAGUCAGAUCUGGACAGGCGGUGUCACCCCACUCCUCUGCACACCUUCCCAGCCACACCCAGGUUACCAAGGCCUCGGCAGCGACUCCAUAGUUAAGGCUGCAUCGAAAUCUCUCCUUCAGUAUCUCGAUGGGGGUUGUGGAUGGCAUCUGUCUGAGGUGAUCUUCCCAGCGAGCGCGGGAACCAAUGCCCACGCCCUUGAGCCAUGCACCUGGGAGAUGUGCCUUCCUGGCAGGGGAUUUCACUUUGCCAGGAUACAAUCUGGUAAAUUUACAACAGCCACCACGGAGAGAACACAGGAACCCCCGUUGGGCCCGCCGUGUCCCUUUGACGGAGCAUUCUGGAUUCAGAGACCCCCCCAGCAGGGUUGCUUUGCUGGCAUUCCCAAGCCCCCCGCCAUCCCGCAAGCUUCACCUGCCCUAUCUCCCUCUUCUGCUGUUUGCUUCAUGGAGAACAAGAGCUGCAAAGGGGACAGCCUGCGGCCAGCUGUCCAGUGCAAACACUCUGUCGAGAAGAAGACAAUGACUAACCCUACGACGGUGAUUGAGAUCUACCCAGACACCACCGAGGUGAAUGAUUACUAUCUCUGGUCCAUCUUCAACUUUGUAUACCUCAACUUCUGCUGUCUCGGCUUCAUCGCCUUGGCCUAUUCUUUGAAAGUCCGGGAUAAGAAACUCCUCAAUGACCUGAACGGAGCUGUCGAAGAUGCCAAGACAGCCCGGCUUUUUAACAUCACCAGCUCGGCACUCGCCACUUUCUGCAUCAUCCUCGUCUUCAUCUUCCUGCGCUACCCGCUCACUGACUAUUAGAGCGAGGCCAGCAGCCGCUGCCGAAAUGCCUCAGUGCCAGAAGUGUCCACCGAAUUUCCUCCAGCAAGGAUAUGAAACAACAAUCCAUCUUGAUUGCAAAAAAAUAAAUACAAAAUAGACCCCACCAAGCAACCCCCACCCCUCCAACCCUGACUGGUAUUUGAACUUCUGUAGAAAAAGAAAUUACUUUUACAUUUUUUACAGAAAAAUAUUUAUUUUCAUGAUAAACAAAAGUAUGUGAUAACAUGCAAAGCUUAGAACUAACCACAACAUGAGCCAAUAGCUGCGUAGCUAGACACGGCAAUCAUGGUGGCGGCCGAGGAGUCAGAGAGAACGUUGUGUCAUCGACGAGCCGCUGAUGAAAGUUACAUAAGCAGCCCAAGCGCUGAGCUGUGUUUUAGAUGGAAAACAGCAAAUAGCCCUAUUGGGAGAGGUGAACUGCAGAUCUACCAGGAAGCAUGUGCACUGAUUUAGAGCUCAAGAGAGGGAGGAAAAAUGCCUGCUUCUGCGAGAUAAAACUGAGGAGUAAUGCAGGGCAGAUUCAGGACAUAUCAAAUGUGUUCAGGCUGCUACCACGUCCUCUCUCUCUCUCUCUCUCUCUCUCCUCCCCUUCCCCUCACUCCCAUGGAUAUUUUGUUCUUUUUCUCUUUUUAUACAUUUUUUUUCAUUGAAUUUCAUUUGAAGGCCAGAAUAGCUUACCAUUCCCCGUCCCCAGAGAGCUUUAUCCUUGGGAGUUCAUAGUGGAGAAUCCUGAAGCCUCCCGAUAAACCCCAAAGAUUUAAAACAAAACAAAACUCCUCCAUGGAAUCUCCUGCAAAUGCUGAGAACGUAGGCAACCUUUGGAGAACUUGCAUAUAUCCUGUAUACCGACUCCUACCGUAUUUCUGUAAACUUUCAAUAAAGAUGAUAAUAUCUCUGCC